UAGCUGCAUGCUCGUGUUGAGUGAGCUGGAGGAGACUGUAUUGUAGUCGUAGUGCAGCUAAUUCUUUCAGGUGUAAUUAAGCAACAAUGUCUUCAGUAAGGUAUUUGAGAGAAGUAACUGCUGCUGCUGGAGAAAUGUUCAGAGUUUAACAAAGAAAAAGAAAAGAAAACGUUCGUCGAGUACGACGAAAGAUCCCUCGGCAGCGCAGACUGUUGGAUAUCGUUUGGAAACCCGAGACAAAGUUACACAGGAUAGACUGGAGAGAACUUGAGGAGAACUGUGCUCAGAAGGAUGUUUUAUUUUACGACCAUAGAGAGUUUGGCAGUUUGCAGAGGAAAGUUCCUGAAGUCACAUUAACAUGUACUCGAUCUACAAUGACCACACAUACUCACACUGUUUCAACCAUCGAGCUUUACCUUCAGAUGUCCACAAAGUGACUGUUGGUGAAGAACAUCCGAAUGAGUGGAGCCCCAGUCUGGACCAGGAGGACACAAAGCCCCCACACAUUAAAGAGGAACAGGAGGACCUCCGGAUCAGUCAGGAUGUAGAGCAGUAUCAAGGGCUGGAGGAGGUGGAUAUCACCAAGUUCACAUUCACUCUUCUCCAUGUAAAGAGUGAAGAUAAUAAAGAGAAAGCUCAGAUCUUACAGCUUCAUCAAAGGCAAACUGAAGAGAUGGAAACAGAAGCUGAUGGACAGGACUGUGGAGGAUCAGAACAAGCAGGAAACGCGCAUCCAUAUACAUAUUUACAACCAGAUACUAAUGACAAGACCCGAGUACCUCAUUCAGGUACGAACUCUGUGAAUAAUAUUGAAGACCCUGUCAGUGAUUCCAGAUGUAGUGCUGCUGAGAAACCAUUUAGCUGCUCGGAGUGUGGGAAAAGAUUUGAACGCAAGGGACAUCUGAAGACACACAUGAGAACCCACAGAAGAGGGAAACAAUUGAACUGCUCAGUCUGUAAGAAAGCUUUUAAACACCGUGGAAAUUUACAGCAACACAUGGAAACCCACACAGGACAGAAACCAUUUAGCUGCUCAGUCUGUAAAAAAGCUUUUACGGAGAGGGGAAGUUUAAAUAAACACACGAUAAUCCACAAAGGAAAUAAAGCUUCAUUAGAGCGUGGACAUUUACACAAUCACACAAAAACCCACAAAGGAGAUAACCCUUUCAGCUGCAGUAUUUGUGACAAAAUGUUCAGCAGGCCUCGUCAGCUCAGAAAACAUAAAUGUGUUGGUCAGAUGGAAACAGAAGGUGAUGGAAAGGACUGUGGAGGACCAGAACCAGCCAGGAACACAUAUCAAGAUACACAUUUACAACCAGAUGCUGAUGGCAAGAUGCAACACUUUUCUGAACCUGAUACUGAUUACAGUAACAAUUGGAAGGAUACCAGAGAACCUCAGUCAGGUUUAAACUCUCUGAAUAACAAUGAAGUCCCUGUCAGUGAUUCCAGAUGUAGUACUGGUGAGAAACCAUUUAGCUGCUCGGAGUAUACUGAUGUCAAGACUGGAGACUCUUCUGAACCUGUGACUGAUGACAGUGAGGAUUGGAACGAGGCCAGAGAACCUCAGUCAGGUGUCAACUGUCUGAGUAAUGAUGAAGUCCCUGUCAGUGAUUUCAGAUGUGGUACUGAUGCAGGACAGUACCAUUUCCCCCGUAACUGUGUAUGGCCACUAGUGGUGCUGGGGCUGGCUGGUAAGGAAGCCCGCCUUGAGGUUGAGGUGUUGGAGCUGGUGGCGGUUGAUCAUGAUGGCCACCAUGGGAGUGAGAAGCUGGCACUGGUGGCAACUGGUAAGUGUUCCAGCCCUGAGAGUGAUAUGCUGGAGCAGGUGACGGUGACGGCAGAUAAGGGGACCAGCCCUGAGAGUGUGACGCUGGAGCAGGUGACGGUGACGGCAGGUAAGGGGACCAGUCCUGAGAGUGAGACGCUGGAGCUGAGUGUUGACCCUGCUGGAAGUAGGCAACAUCCGACAAAGCAGGGAAGACAGCAUCCCCAGGCCAGUGCUGUGCUCUUGGCCAGUCCUGAUCUGCAUUGGUUGAGCUGGCACCAGUAG
Molecule: messenger RNA, 2050 nt
Organism: Perca flavescens (yellow perch)
Lineage: Eukaryota; Metazoa; Chordata; Actinopteri; Perciformes; Percidae
Product: zinc finger protein 596-like
Exons: 6
Coding region: 359-2050 (563 amino acids)
Biological process (GO): regulation of transcription by RNA polymerase II
Molecular function (GO): DNA-binding transcription factor activity, RNA polymerase II-specific; RNA polymerase II cis-regulatory region sequence-specific DNA binding
Source: RefSeq, a predicted model, not a curated record